UGCAAGACGAUAAUGUGUUUUAAACGUUAGGGUGGAAGCUGUCAUCAUAAUGGUAAUUCAUAGCAGGGUAGCCAUGGUGAAGUCAAUUUCACCCUCCCUCUGCCACUGCUGAAUGCAUUAGUCUAAUGAGAUGUCUGCAGCCUGUGUGCCGAGCAGCGGCGGCGGCAGCAGCAGUACAGUUAACAGCAGGGAGGACGAAAAGCACAGAAGAACCAGAUACAACAAGGGCAAGAUGGCUUUCACUGCAUUGUGAGGGAGUUGAUCUCCAAAUGAGUUUACCUGCAACGACGGCACAGAAAUCAGACGGUAACAGUGAAAUGCAAUCAGCUGCAGUCGCGCCCUCCUUCAUUCCCAGCCAGUCGGGGAAGAUACCAGGAAGGAAGAGAGGCAGACCCCCGCUCCGCAAUGUCGCCAAAAUGGAUUUUCCUAACCGGUAUCCCGAGUCGCUCCCUCCACUCAAAGUGCCAAAGAAGAGAGGGAGAAAGCCAGGCUUCAAGCUCAAGCCCAGGAUGGUGAUGACACCACUGGCGAUUUCUCCUCCCAGCAGCACCCCUGAGCCUGACAUGAGCUCCAUUCCCCAGGAUGCUGCUACCAUUCCUCACUCCGCCACACCCCAGGUGCUCACAGUGUGUAUCUACAUCAACAAGCAGGCCAACACGGGUCCAAACCUGGACAGAAAGAAGAUCCAGCAGCUCCCUGAUCAUUUUGGACCUGACAGGCCUUCUGUGGUGUUGCAGCAAGCUGUCCAAGGCUGCAUUGACAGCGCCUUCCAGCAGAAAACAGUUUUCACUCUCCUCACACAAGGCUACGGAGGAGAAAAAAUCUCAGCUACAUUUGAUGGUAAGCAGCACCUUCUGAGCCUCCCUGUGGUGAACAGCAUCGACUAUGUGCUACGAUUUUUGAAGAAGCUCUGCCGCAGCCUGCACUGUGAAAACCUCUUCAGUGAUCAGCCCAUCACCCAGCACAGCAUUGGCACCUACCAGUCAGAUGCUGAAACAUCCAUGGCAGAUGACUACCAUCUGGACCAGUCUGACGCAAAGCGCUACUCUGUAGACCCGGGUGAUUCUGCUUUCAGUUCCAUAAGCGCCUCCUACACACCAAAGUCCCCCUACGGUUUCCGCACAUCACAUCAGUUCUCCAAUGGCUCUGCCUCUGUGAGCAUAUGCAGGCAGUCAUCAUCCACCAGCCCGAACGCAUUUCCAGAGAGCAACAGGACAGGGGGUUAUAAUGCGGCUCCAGAAUCCCAGGAGUCUAAGGGUCCACACAAUAAGGACCCAUCCACCUGGUCUGUGGACGAUGUUGUCUGGUUUAUCAGGGACGCAGACCCUCAGGCCCUUGGCCCACAUGCAGAUGUCUUCAGAAAACAUGAGAUCGAUGGAAAUGCAUUGUUACUUCUUAAAAGUGACAUGAUCAUGAAGUACCUCGGACUGAAGCUGGGCCCAGCCUUGAAGCUUUGCUACCACAUCGACAAACUAAAGCAGACUAAGUUCUGAAAACAUGCCUUGAUCUUCUUUUCCAACAAUUUGCUGAAGAUUUUUAGGAUGCCAUGUAAUGAUCACAAACCUACCCAGCUCUC
Thalassophryne amazonica is the source of this 1576-nucleotide messenger RNA. Its product is annotated as sex comb on midleg-like protein 4. The transcript has 8 exons. Bases 126 to 1493 code for a protein of 455 amino acids. NCBI's taxonomy places the organism in Eukaryota, Metazoa, Chordata, Actinopteri, Batrachoidiformes, Batrachoididae. Gene Ontology annotation, molecular function: protein binding. The record is from RefSeq and is a predicted model, not a curated record.